This is a messenger RNA of Melozone crissalis (California towhee), 3161 nucleotides long. RefSeq names its product serine/threonine kinase 4 (gene STK4). Gene Ontology annotation, cellular component: cytoplasm. Gene Ontology annotation, molecular function: protein serine/threonine kinase activity; ATP binding. The coding region runs from base 34 to 1548 and encodes 504 amino acids. Gene Ontology annotation, biological process: intracellular signal transduction; protein phosphorylation; protein tetramerization. Lineage: Eukaryota; Metazoa; Chordata; Aves; Passeriformes; Passerellidae. The record is from RefSeq and is a predicted model, not a curated record. The transcript has 12 exons.
GUGAGGGACGGAGCGGCUCGCCGACAGACCGCCAUGGAGACGGUGCAGCUGCGGAACCCGCGCCGGCAGCUGAAGAAGUUAGAUGAAGACAGUUUAACCAAACAGCCUGAAGAGGUAUUUGAUGUCCUGGAGAAGCUUGGAGAAGGUUCUUAUGGCAGUGUAUUCAAAGCCAUCCAUAAAGAAACGGGUCAAGUUGUUGCAAUUAAACAAGUUCCUGUGGAAUCUGACCUGCAAGAAAUCAUCAAGGAAAUCUCCAUAAUGCAGCAAUGUGACAGUCCUCAUGUGGUGAAAUACUACGGCAGCUAUUUCAAGAACACAGACCUGUGGAUAGUCAUGGAGUACUGUGGUGCUGGAUCUGUGUCUGACAUUAUUCGGUUACGAAAUAAAACUCUCACAGAGGAGGAAAUUGCCACAAUAGUGCAAUCAACACUGAAAGGACUCGAGUACCUGCAUUUUAUGAGGAAAAUACACAGGGACAUCAAAGCUGGAAAUAUAUUGCUAAAUACAGAGGGACAUGCUAAACUUGCUGAUUUUGGAGUGGCAGGACAACUUACAGACACCAUGGCAAAGCGGAACACAGUCAUAGGGACCCCAUUUUGGAUGGCUCCAGAAGUGAUUCAGGAAAUUGGGUAUAAUUGUGUGGCAGACAUCUGGUCCCUGGGAAUCACUGCCAUAGAAAUGGCUGAAGGAAAGCCACCAUAUGCAGAUAUUCAUCCCAUGAGGGCCAUUUUCAUGAUUCCCACCAAUCCUCCUCCAACGUUCCGGAAGCCGGAGCUGUGGUCGGACAAUUUCACAGACUUUGUGAAGCAGUGUCUUGUGAAGAGCCCGGAGCAGAGAGCCACUGCAACACAGCUGCUGCAGCAUCCAUUUGUUAAAAGUGCCAAAGGAGUAUCAAUUCUGAGGGACCUGAUUAAUGAAGCAAUGGACAUCAAGCUGAAACGCCAAGAGGCCCAGCAGCGUGAGCUGGAUCAGGAGGAUGAAGAAAAUUCAAACAUCCCUUAUAGAAACUUUCUUCUGCACAAGAGCAACCGACAGAAGCCUGAGGAGGAGGAUGAGACAGAUUCAGGCACCAUGGUGAGGGCGAGUGGAGAUGAAACUGGCACAAUCAGAGCUGUGAACACCAUGAGUGAUGGAGCCAACACCAUGAUAGAGCACGAUGGCACCCUGGAGUCCCAGCUGGGCACAAUGGUCAUCAACACCGAGGAGGAGGAGGAGGAGGGCACCAUGAAAAGGAGGGAUGAAACAAUGCAGCCAGCCAGACCAUCAUUCCUUGAAUACUUUGAACAGAAGGAGAAGGAGAAUCAAAUCAAUAGCUUUGGGAAGAAUGUUUCUGGCCAGACAAAGAAUUCAUCUGAUUGGAAAGUACCACAGGAUGGAGACUACGAAUUUCUGAAGACUUGGAGUGUGGAUGAGCUGCAGAAGAGGCUCUCUGCCCUGGACCCCAUGAUGGAGCAGGAGAUCGAGGAGAUUCGCCAGAAGUACCAAUCCAAGCGCCAGCCCAUCCUCGACGCCAUCGAGGCCAAGAAGCGGCGGCAGCAGAACUUCUGAGCCACGGGGGGAACCUUCCCCCACCCUCCAACAAUCAGCCCCUUACUUUUAUGACUACUGAACAGAUUGAUUUCUAUUGAAAUAUGCUAGCAAAAUAGAGGGCAAUACUUCUGCUCGUUUAUUUUUCCAUAGCACCUUUUGUGAACUCAGGAAUGCCGUCACGUGGAAAAUCCUGAUUGUAUGUUUUAGUGUUAGACAUGUAUUUAAAACGUAAUUCCAAAAGAGUUCUGUUACUGUUUUUAGGAGGGUUGUUUUUAAACCAGAGGAACCAGAUAGAAAUUGGCUAAUGAAAGUUGGCUCACUCUCUUUUCAAUUGAACUUUCAGGAGUCUAUUUUGGUUUAAGUUAAUACAGAUGGUUGUCUGUAACAGCUGAUUCUUUUGUGGGUUUUUUGUUUUUGUUUUCCUUUGUGAAUGCACAGACUCAAUUUCAAGCUGUUAACUGUUUCUACUGUUAAGGUACUGAUGAGUUUUAGGUCACUGAAGAGAGCAGGUGAGAACAUGUACAAACUGUUCCAGCCUUUUGAAGAAACUUAUAUCUCAGUUUUUAAAAAGCCUGUAAUAAGCCCCAUGCCUUACACUGUGUGCUUUAAGCAAGCGUUAUUUCUUCAAGACCUCAGUUUUGUCCUUGUUCUGUGUACUUCAUGAAUUUACACGAGUAGAUAAAGCAUGUUGUGCCUCCAUAAGAAAUUACAUUCUGUAAUUUAAAAUCCACACCCACUUAAAACCAAAAGCCAGUCAGUGAUCUGAUACCCCUUUGUCUGUCUGUUUGGAAAUGUCCUUCAGGGAGACCCUGCUGAGAAUGGAGUGCUGGGAAAAAGAAACAGCCUUUGAAUGGGUGGAAGUUGUGUGAACCUCUCUCAGGAAUUAGGUGCUUCAGCUGUGUCUAAGAGGACUUAAAAAUCUCCACAGCUUGUGAAAUAUUUUAUAGGCUUCAUUUCAAAUUUACAUCUUUGGAUGCUUGAACAAAAAGUUGAUUUCACAAUCCUUCACAUUUCUGCAAGGUUUAGCACAUCAGGAGAGUCAAACUGAAAGUGAAGACUGUUAAAUUAACAAAGAUGUGCAUUCAUGGUGGUGGAGCAAAGGCGGAGUUGAUCUGGGUGAGAAGACAAUUACCUAUGUCCUGCUGGAAGAGGUUCAGUCUCUUCCAGCUCCUCUGGAUGCUCUUGUGUUUUUGUUUUUUGGGUUUUUUUAAUAUCCCUGCCCAGCAUAGCUCAAUCAGCCACGAUGCCCCAAGCACGUACAAUCGCUGUGAGGACGGUGCAAUCAGCUCACAUCAGAGUGGAGAAUAAAACAAAGCCUGUUUGAGGGCAGAGACUGAGCAAUGCCUCUGCCCCCUGGGCUCUGACAGCACAGCUGUGCAGCUCUAGGUGUGCCUAGCAUAUGAUGGAAUGUUUGGGCAAAGCAAGUGUUUCUACCACUGUUAUUUUUAUUUUGUUCUGAUAGAGGGAACGGUUUCCACAUCCUGCUUCUGAACUAGGCCUUGGUGCAUCACCCAGAUGAUUAAACAGCAGUGUCUCCUGAAUCUAAUGCUGCUACAGAGGUGAUGUGUUUGUUUCAUGUUUCUGUAGGGUCUUGUUUCCCCACUGGAGCAGGCUCUUGGCUGCUGCUCACA